UUAGACGAUCUCAUUAGAGCUUCACUUAGCAAAGUUACGCGAACAAUCGAAAAAUGAAGAUGAAGAUAUUCGUAAUUAUAUUUGCUGCCUUCGCGAUUAAAGCGCAGUGCCGCUCGCUCACGCUUUCAAAUGUGAGAGAAGCAGACGAGACAAUUUCCGUAAACUCGCCGGAGCAACUAAAAGAGCUAAUUGCAGCGUACGAGGUAAACUUUGGGAAACUUAUCAAUUAUGCCAUAAAAAUAAGUGAAAACAAGGACAGGUAUAAACAUGAGACACAAUUUUUAAAGCAGCUAAGCUCGAUUAUCGAACAACUUGUCCAAGAGCAAUCGAGAGUUAUGCACGACAAACUUAACAAUACAAACUCUAUGCCCUUGCAGGCAUUAAAUAACGUUAAUAAUAUAAAAGAUCUAAUCAAUUCUAUAAAAGAGAUUGAUACUGUCUAUCAGGAUGAAGAGAUUACCGACGAGCACGUCCGAAUCAAACGAGCGACUUUCGCAACAUCAGAAGAAUGGAUGACUAAUAUGCUGAUUGAUAUUCAACGUCAAGUGGUGCACAUUCGAAAAUAUUUAGACAAGUUAUGCAAAAAACAUCAUCCAACGUCAACAACCAUUUUAGAAGUAAAUUCCGAUGUUGAUAUUUCUCCUGUUGGUCAGCCAAAUAAAAUACCGAUUAUGUAAAACAAAUUUUUUUUGUAUACUCGAACGUUACGAAAAAUUUA
Molecule: messenger RNA, 718 nt
Organism: Trachymyrmex septentrionalis
Lineage: Eukaryota; Metazoa; Arthropoda; Insecta; Hymenoptera; Formicidae
Exons: 6
Coding region: 54-677 (207 amino acids)
Source: RefSeq, a predicted model, not a curated record